GAUGAACACCAAGAUAAAAUCCAGUCCUCUUUCCAGCCACAGCCUCUAAUCUAUCCAUUCGUUGAGCCUAUCCCCUACCCUUUCUUUCCACAAAGCAUUCUGCCUCUUGCUCAGCCUGCUGUGGUGCUACCUGUCCCUCAGCCUGAAAUAAUGGAAGUCUCUAAAGCUAAAGACACUGUCUAUACUAAGAACAAAGUGAUGCCCAUCCUUAAAUCUCCAGCGAUGCCCGUUUUUCACCCUCAACUCCUGAAACUCACUGCUCUUGAAAAUCUGCAUCUUCCUCUGCCUCUGUUCCAGCCCAUGAUGCACCAGGUCCCUCAGCCUAUUCCUCAAACUCUUGCACUUCCUCCUCAGACUCCUGUGCUUCCUCCUCAGCCCCUGUGGUCUGUUUCUCAGCCCAAAGUCCAGCCCAUCCCUCAGCAAGUGGUGCCCUACCCUCAGAGAGAUGUGCCUGCUGCAGCCUUUUUGGUCAAUCAAGAACUUUUACUUGACCCCACCCACCAGAUCUACCCUGUGUCUCAGCCAUUUGCCCCAGUUCAGAAGCCCAUUAGUGUCUAAGAGGAUUUCAAAGUUAAUGUUCCCUCCUCAUUUUGAAUUGACUGAGACUGGAAAUGUGACGUCUUUUCCAUCUUUGUAUUAUAUUAUCCCAAAUUAAGUAUGUUUGAAUGAAUUUACAUGAAAAAAUGGAGCUUUAUUUCUUUAUUUAUUUAAUAUAUUAUAUGUCAUUCAUUUAAUUUGCAUUUUGACUCAUGAACUGCUUACAUUUUCCGAAUAUUAAUUCAACUAGUACCACAGAAGUUCAGUAUUCAUUAGGAAAUGCUACAAACAUAUCAAAAUAUGCAUAAAAAUUGUUUCUGUGGGUUGUGCUUAUUAUUAUUUCUUUAAGGGUCUAUUUCCUUUCCAGUCAUUUCAAUAAAUUAUCCUGAAGCAU
Messenger RNA from Sapajus apella (tufted capuchin), 931 nucleotides. RefSeq names its product beta-casein-like. The transcript is spliced from 3 exons. Gene Ontology annotation, cellular component: extracellular region. The annotation marks the transcript as partial. The record is from RefSeq and is a predicted model, not a curated record. NCBI's taxonomy places the organism in Eukaryota, Metazoa, Chordata, Mammalia, Primates, Cebidae.